CCGGAUCCGGGCAAGCGGGCAUAGGUUCCGGAAGGCAUGCGUCCAAAACUGAGAGGAUCCUGUUCCGGCAGCAUAAAUCUGAAUUAUAGGACUUGUCGUAUUGCUAAACAAGCAACAACCUUAGUGGUUUCCCCAUCCACAUUUACUCAGAGUCAAGUUUGGUUUCCCCAUGUGUGGAAGCCUGAUGAAUAUGAAUAGGCUAUUCACACAAACCCACGUUUUUAAGAUAGGGCGGUUCCAUAAACCAGCAGGCGAAGUUUAUUAUUUCCCCGUUGCUUUUAUUCAACAUACCAUUCGGUACGUAUUGGCUGAGAACCGUAAUCCAAUCGCUUGCGAGCAAGGGCGGGGAGAUGAAGGAAACCAAGAGGCGGGGCCAGAGUAAAGUUUUCCAGUACCACGGACAGGGCUAGACUGCAGGGAAUCAAGGCUGGGAGGAGAGGGGCUGUCAACAACCGCGACAAAUCGUCUUGACGACUUCAUUUCACCUGAUUCCACUCUCGUUUACCUGUUCCUCUUCUUGGUUCGCACGAUGGUUGACUUUAUUUUCGCGUUUUGAUGCCAAGAGAGUGGAAGCGAGCUGCAUUGUCUCUCUGCGUAGAUCUGCCUCACUCUCCAUUCUGCCAAAAACAGUGCGAUUUUUGUUUGAAGCAUUGUUUAGGUAGUAUAUUGGUAACUGUUUGAUCAUUUAGCUGGUUAUCUGUAUAGUUAGUCGCUCAUAAUUGUUGCAGUUAAUUGAUUUACAUUUUUCAGUUUGUCUUAUGCCGUUAUGCUUUAUUGUAAUGCGGUUUUAGCAGGCUAAAGAAACAUGAAGUUUCUUAGGUGAAAUCCUUACUGUGGCAUACUCUGGUGCGCAAUAGACCUCCAUUAGCAAUUGGCUAGUCUCUUUUACCAAUAAGCAUCCCCAUCAAACCAAGAUAAACAAUUUUGUGGACGGAAGCCUAAGUGCACGAUGAGGUCCCUCCAGGACUUUUUGAAUUGCACUUAAAAAGGAGAGCGAAGGAGAGAGAGAGAGAGAGAGAGAGGCUACAGGAAGCGACGCCUGCCAACCCUCAAAAACACCAAACAUACUCGCCUCAUCUUAGCCUUUGAAAAGAAUUACAACUCUUGAUCAGGUUGCUAGAAUAUUUUGAUAUAGACGUUCUUAUUUCUCAGUAAACUAAAGGAAGAUGAAGAAGUUUCGGAAGGUACUGGAUGGCCUGUCUUCCUCCUCUCAGGGGGCUGUCGCGUCCCCGUCAUGCAGCAGAGCAGCCGGUACCCCGCCCACUCCACAGGAUAUCCAUGUCCAGGAGACGCUACUCUCGGAAAACUUUCACAUAUGCAAGACGGUACGCCAUGGCUUCCCCUACCAGCCCACCUGCCUGGCAUUCGACCCCGUCCAGAAGAUCCUAGCCAUCGGCUCCAGAACAGGAGGCAUACGGAUACUGGGCCGGCCUGGUGUGGACUGCUACAGCCAGCAUGAGAGUGGAGCCGCUGUUCUCCAGCUACAGUUCCUCAUCAAUGAGGGAGCUCUGGUCACAGCAUGUGCAGAUGACACACUGCACCUGUGGAACCUUCGCCAGAGACGCCCAGCCAUCCUGCACUCGCUCAAAUUCAACAGGGAGAGGAUCACGUUUUGCCACAUCCCCUUCCAGAGUAAAUGGCUGUACGUGGGCACAGAGCGUGGCAACACGCACAUCGUCAACAUCGAGUCCUUCGUUCUGUCUGGAUACGUCAUCAUGUGGAACAAGGCCAUAGAGUUAGCAACUAAAGCCCAUCCAGGACCCGUAGUCCAUCUGAGUGACAGCCCGAAGGAUGAAUGCAAGUUGCUGAUAGGGUUUGAAAGUGGAACAGUAGUACAGUGGGACCUCCGGGCCAAGAAGGUUGACUUCAGAAUCUACUAUGAUGAAGCUAUCCAUUCUGUGAGCUGGCACCAUGAAGGGAACCAGUUCAUGUGUAGCCACUCAGACGGCAGCUUGACUAUGUGGAACCUGAGGAACACAGCCAGGCCUAUUCAGAUCACAUAUCCUCAUGGGAAGAUACUGAAGGAAGGGAGGAAGGAGUCGUGUAAGCCCAUCCUCAAGGUGGAAUACAAGACCUCCAGAAACAGCAACGAGCCCUAUGUCAUCUUCUCUGGGGGUCUGUCAUACGACAAGGCUGGGGGACGGAGGCCCACCCUGACCAUCAUGCAUGGCAAGGCCAUCACGGUGCUGGAGAUGGACCACCCUAUCGUAGAGUUCCUGGUGCUCUGUGACACCCCAUACUGCAACAAGAUCCAGGAUCCGUAUGCGGUGGUGCUGCUUCUAGAAAAGGACUUUAUCAUGGUUGAUCUGACACAGAGCAAUUUCCCCAUCUUUGAGACCCCAUACCCCAUGGACAUCCACGAGUCUCCUGUCACCUGUACAGCCUACUUCGCCGAGUGCCCCCCGGAUAUCAUCCCAGUCCUCUACUCCGUAGGAGCCAAGCAGAAGAAGACCGGCUACAGCCACAAGGAGUGGCCAGUGAGUGGCGGUACGUGGACAUUAGGCUCACAGACCUACCCAGAGGUUAUCGUCACAGGACACGCAGAUGGAACCGUAAAGUUUUGGGACGCAUCUGCUAUUACACUGCAGAUGCUGUACAAGCUGAAGACGUCUAAGGUGUUUGAGAACCCCAAUGCGGGUGAAGGCCGGGCGGUCGAGCAGGUAGAGGAGGACCCUUACGCCAUUCAGAUGGUCCGCUGGUGCCCGCAGAGCCGUCUCUUCUGUGUGGUGGGCAUCUCUGCCCACGUCAUCCUCUACCGCUUCAGCAAACACGACGCCAACGCAGAGAUAGUGUCUCUAGAAGUGCGUCUGCAGUUUGAUUCAGAGGACAUCAUCUCCCUGUCAGAGACAGACCAGUGUUUCUCAGACCCCAGUUCCCACUCCCCCCAGAUGCCCGGUAGCCCCAGCAACGGAUCACAAGACAGCCUCCACUACCGCAAGGUGAAGAGUCGUCCAGUGCGCAUGCCCCCGGGGUACCAGGCUGAGUUGGUGAUGCAGCUGCAAUGGGUGGAUAGAGAGCCCCCCCAGCAGAUCACCAGCCUGGAUAUCAACUCUGCCUAUGGCCUUCUAGCGUUUGGGAGCUGCAAUGGUCUAGUGGUGGUGGACUACAUUCAGAAGACCAUCCUGAUGUGUGUGAGCACGUUGGACCUGUACGGAGCUGCUGACCCCUACCAACGCCUCACACGCUCCCCACGCAAAAACAGACAGUCCACCUCAGGCCUAACGGAACUGUCCGACAACCAGGUGUCCAUGGACAUGGAGAGAAGCAAGUCACCCACCUCAGAUCAUGUCAAUGGACAUUGCACUAGCCCCACCUCUCAGCCAUGCUCCUUGGGGAAGUCUCGCCUUCCAGGGGCUCCUGAGGGCCCGCGGCUCCCCCGGAGAGGCCCCGGCCGACCACCCUUCCGCAAGGCCCAGUCUGCCGCUUGCAUGGAGAUCUCUUUGCCAGUUUCCUCCCUCACGGAAGAAAGCAGGGAGAAUUCGUUCAGCUUCUCGCGGAGCUCCAGUGUGUCAAGUAUCGGCCGCGACACCAAGGAAGCGGUGACCACGCUGCAGUUCGGAGAGUCCUACGGUCGUAAAGGUGACUCCGUGCCCACCGCCUGCCUGUGGGUGGGCACCAGCCUGGGCGUGGUCCUCCUACUGCCCAUAUCCAUCCCCACAGAGAAGGAGAGGCUGGAGGAGCCUGUCACCAUGGGGCCCAGCGGUACCGUCCUGAUGCUGAAGGGCUCAGUGCUAAGCUUUUCCUUCCUGGACUGUGGGGGCACUCUUAUCCAGAGUCCCUACGAGGUUUGGCGGGAACCCAACGUCCCCGAGGACCCCGACGAGCCCCGCAGGCGCAAGCUGGUCAACUUAUCCCCGCUGUCUUCCCAGGAGGCAUGUGGGGACGGUCACCUGGCCGUGGUGUGUUCUGAGAAACAGGCCAAGGUCAUCCUCAUGCCUACCCAGGCCGUCCUGUUCACACACAACGUCACAGAGUCGUCCUUCCUCCUGCGUGCCGACGUCGUCUCCGUCUGCAACAGCGUCUGCCUGGCCUGCUUCUGCGCCAAUGGACACGUCAUGACCCUCAGUUUGCCCAGUCUUAGACUCCUGAUGGAUACUAACUACUUUCCCCUGACGGACAUGCGUAUCGCCCGUACCUUCGUCUUCACCAACGGCGGUCAGGCUCUGUACCUGAGCUCUCCUACAGAGAUACAACGCAUCGCAUACAGCCAAGAGAUGACGGACAACCUGCAGGACAUGCUGGGGGAGCUGUUCACUCCAAUAGAAACACCAGAGGCCCAGAACCAAGGAUUCCUCAAGGGAUUCUUCGGGGGCAACGCCCAGACCUUCGACAGAGAAGAGCUGUUUGGGGAGGCAGCAGCGGGAAAGGCCUCUCGGAGCCUGGCCCAGCACAUCCCUGGUCCAAUGGGAUUGGAGAACGUGAGGGCUGCAGCCGGCGGGGUGGUGGGGGACCUGGCCCGAGCCCGCAUCGCCUUGGAGCAGAGAGGAGAGAGACUGGGAGAGCUGGAGGAACGCACCACCCUCAUGAUGAAAAGUGCAGAGACGUUCUCAACACACGCCCACCAGGUAAUGCUGAAACAUAAGGACAAGAAAUGGUAUCAACUUUAAAGUAGGACAGCAGGCCACGACUGCUGGUGCUUUGUUGGGACAUGGACCAUCACUCUACAGCUGAGAGAGAGACAGAGAGAGGGAGAGAGAGAAAGAGAGAGAGACAGCGAGAGAGAGAAAUUACUUUGUAUUUAUGGGCCUCUCUGUAGGACGUCUGUACAUCAUUGUCACAAGACUUGGACAGAGGGCAGAGGUCACUGAGAUGGACACAGACCAGGAAGUAAGUUGGUAAGACAGGGGAACCCAGGAAGUGGAUGAUGACAGUUCAUCAGUGUGUGUGUGUGUGGGUGGGUUACCCAGAUCUUGCUGUGUAGAUACUCUUAACGUUAUGAAACCAACAAGACUGAAUUAAACAAAAUGGAUGACUACUGAUAACAAACAACUGCCAUAUCAUAAGGCAGCAUGCUACUGUAAGAAAUAAUAAAUAUAAAAUGUAUUGAACAAUAUAAUAUAAACAAAAGAAAGUGUGAUUUCAAAAAUAAUAAUACUUUUUGAAAUAUUAAAAAUAUAUAUAUAUAUAAACAUGAAAAUGUAUACCUGUAUUGCUAUAAAGCCAAAAGUUUUUUAUGUUGUCUUCUUUAUAUAUAUAUAUAUUAUUCUUUAUCUCUUUAGGUUUUCUGAACACAUAUCGUUGCUGUAUCAACACUUUAUUUCCCCAAUAUUGUACUCGUGAUGAUAUUUGUGUGCCGUCAGAUCUCCUGGGUCUAAACAGUGAGAGAAACAAGACACGAGUCUUUCAAAACGUAUCACUACACACAUUGAGAGACGUAUCACUACACACAUUGAGAGACGUAUCACUACACACAUUGAGAGACGUAUCACUACACACAUUGAGAGACGUAUCACUACACACAUUGAGAGACGUAUCACUACACACAUUGAGAGACGUAUCACUACACACAUUGAGAGACGUAUCACUACACACAUUGAGAGACGUAUCACUACACACAUUAGGAGACGUAUCACUACACACAUUGAGAGACGUAUCACUACACACAUUGAGAGACGUAUCACUACACACAUUGAGAGACGUAUCACUACACACAUUGAGAGACGUAUCACUACACACAUUGAGAGACGUAUCACUACACACAUUGAGAGACGUAUCACUACACACAUUGAGAGACGUAUCACUACACACAUUGAGAGACGUAUCACUACACACAUUAGGAGACGUAUCACUACACACAUUGAGAGACGUAUCACUACACACAUUGAGAGACGUAUCACUACACACAUUGAGAGACGUAUCACUACACACAUUCUGAACCACUACAUUUCACCAACAUUCAUUUCAUUCUGUUUGGAUGUUGCUACUGACUUGACCUGUUAGCUAAAUAUAUAUAUAUACAUUUCAGCCACAUGAUGGGAAUAGAUGUGUAAUGUGUGAAUGGUAAUAAGUUGUGUUGGCUGUGCUGACAGUGGUGACAGUGGUGUGUGUUGGCUGAGGGGCCGUGGUGAUAGUGGUGUGUGUUGGCUGAGGGGCCGUGGUGAUAGUAGCCUGUGUUGGCUGAGGGGUCGUGGUGAUAGUGGUCUAUAUUGGCUGGGGGACCGUGGUGAUAGUGGUUUGUGUUGGCUGAGGGGCCCGUGGUGAUAGUGGUCUUUGUUGGCUGAGGGGCUGUGGUGAUAGUGGUGUGUGUUGGAUGAGGGGUCGUGGUGAUAGUGGUCUUUGUUGGCUGAGGGGCCGUGGUGAUAGUGGUGUGUGUUGGCUGAGGGACCGUGGUGAUAGUAGCCUGUGUUGGCUGAGAGGUCGUGGUGAUAGUGGUUUGUGUUGGCUGAGGGGCCCGUGGUUAUAGUGGUGUGUGUUGGCUGAGGGGCCGUGGUGAUAGUGGUUUGUGUUGGCCUGAGGGUCCCGUGGUGAUAGUGGUGUGUGUUGGCUGAGGGGCCGUGGUGAUAGUGGUCUAUAUUGGCUGAGGGACCGUGGUGAUAGUGGUUUGUGUUGGCUGAGGGGCCCGUGGUGAUAGUGGUCUUUGUUGGCUGUGGUGAUAGUGGUGUGUGUUGGCUGAGUGGCCUGUGGUGAUAGUGGUCUUUGUUGGCUGUGGUGAUAGUGGUGUGUGUUGGCUGAGGGGUUGUGGUGAUAGUGACCUUUGUUGGCUGAGGGGCCAUGGUGAUAGUGGUGUGUGUUGGUUGAGGGACCGUGGUGAUAGUGGUCUAUAUUGGCUGAGGGACCGUGGUGAUAGUGGUUUGUGUUGGCUGAGGGGCCCGUGGUGAUAGUGGUGUGUGUUGGCUGAGGGGCCGUGGUGGUAGUGGUGUGUGAUGGCUGAGGGGCCGUGGUGAUAGUGGUGUGUGUUGGCUGAGGGCCCGUGGUGAUAGUGGUGUGUGUUGGCUGAGGGGCCCGUGGUGAUAGUGGUGUGUGUUGGCUGAGGGCCCGUGGUGAUAGUGGUGUGUGUUGGCUGAGGGGCCCGUGGUGAUAGUGGUGUGUGUUGGCUGAGGGGCCGUGGUGGUAGUGGUGUGUGAUGGCUGAGGGGCCCGUGGUGAUAGUGGUGUGUGUUGGCUGAGGGGCCCGUGGUGAUAGUGGUGUGUGUUGGCUGAGGGCCCGUGGUGAUAGUGGUGUGUGUUGGCUGAGGGGCCCGUGGUGAUAGUGGUGUGUGUUGGCUGAGGGGCCCGUGGUGAUAGUGGUGUGUGUUGGCUGAGGGCCCGUGGUGAUAGUGGUGUGUGUUGGCUGAGGGGCCCGUGGUGAUAGUGGUGUGUGUUGGCUGAGGGACCGUGGUGAUAGUGGUGUGUGUUGCCUGAGGGCCCGUGGUGAUAGUGGUGUGUGUUGGCUGAGGGGCCCGUGGUGAUAGUGGUGUGUGUUGGCUGAGGGCCCGUGGUGAUAGUGGUGUGUGUUGGCUGAGGGCCCGUGGUGAUAGUGGUGUGUGUUGGCUGAGGGCCCGUGGUGAUAGUGGUGUGUGUUGGCUGAGGGCCCGUGGUGAUAGUGGUGUGUGUUGGCUGAGGGGCCCGUGGUGAUAGUGGUGUGUGUUGGCUGAGGGGCCCGUGGUGAUAGUAGCCUGUUAUUAAGUGUGUUUAUAUUUAUAAUAAAAAAAUAUUAUUCACGUGCCAUAUAAUCAAUACUGGCUAAGCCCUUUACUUUAAACUAGCAAAUAGUUAGUCUAUGUGGUAAUAAUGAUGUUUGCUGUAGAUGAGAUUGGGUGAGACCAGCUUUUCGGUCUGGUCAUUGAUAGGUCGUCUUUCGUUGUCCACUGAGUUUCCGGUUCUUUUGACAGAAUUCUGAUAUUCUUCUUUUUUUUUUCUCCCUGUAUUGUUCUGUUGGUGUUUUGUGUGGUUCUUCACUGGAAAUCUUCUGCCUGACUCUGUCAUAUCGUGUAUGAGUUUGUUGAGUCAUUGAGUGACUCACACACGCCCAUGUAAAGACAAAAAAAAAACGUACUCUUUCUUCUGCCUGAAAGCAACUCAACUUGAAUGAAGCCCACGGACGGAGGAGUGUAUCAUGAACAUGUUAUUGUGGAUGGCUGGGGAGUCCCUCAGGACUGGUACUCUUUUUUUAAUAAGAGUAAGCCUAGAUAGAAGACUUUGAGUUACAGUCUGGUCCAUUUAAACACUACCACCAAUCCAGAACAGAGGUAUCCUUCGUUUCGGUGCGUUUGUCUGCUGGAUCCAGUCUAGUAGUAGCCUACCGUCGUCAGCCUUGCUGUGUCAGUCGUCACUGGCACCUAUAGUAAACAGGCCUUCUAUGUCACAUAUAAGGAAUUCAGACUGGUAUGAAUUUGAAGCAAAUAUAUUUAUAUUAUUUUGUUCUACUUGUAUUUUGUCUUGAUGACCUUAAAUGUAUCCCAUCUUA
This is a messenger RNA of Oncorhynchus mykiss (rainbow trout), 8385 nucleotides long. RefSeq names its product syntaxin-binding protein 5-like. Gene Ontology annotation, molecular function: myosin II binding; syntaxin binding; GTPase activator activity. Lineage: Eukaryota; Metazoa; Chordata; Actinopteri; Salmoniformes; Salmonidae. Gene Ontology annotation, biological process: Golgi to plasma membrane transport; exocytosis. The record is from RefSeq and is a predicted model, not a curated record. Gene Ontology annotation, cellular component: plasma membrane; cytoplasm; SNARE complex.